Molecule: messenger RNA, 2406 nt
Organism: Panicum hallii
Lineage: Eukaryota; Viridiplantae; Streptophyta; Magnoliopsida; Poales; Poaceae
Product: 9-cis-epoxycarotenoid dioxygenase NCED5, chloroplastic-like
Exons: 1
Biological process (GO): carotene catabolic process
Cellular component (GO): chloroplast stroma
Molecular function (GO): carotenoid dioxygenase activity
Source: RefSeq, a predicted model, not a curated record
CGCGGCGGCGGCCUCGCCGCGCCGAGGUCCGGAGCCCCGCGCGGCGCGGUGCGGCUCGCGCCCCGGGCCGCGGCGGCCGCGGCCAACUCGGUCCUCCGCGCGCCGCCGCCCGCCGGCGCCGCCGCCGUGCGGUACGUGCCGCCGCCGAAGCUGCCCGCCCCCAUUGCCGCCCCGGCGCCGGCGCGGCGCGGCGGCGACCGGAGCGAUAGCGCCGGCGGGCCCGGCGCCGAGAAAGGCUUCAGCUUCCUGCAGCGCGCGGCGGCGGCGGCGCUGGACGCGUUCGAGGCCGGCGUCAUCACCAACCUGCUCGAGAGGCCGCGCGCGCUGCCGCGGGCGGCGGACCCCGCCGUGCAGAUCGCGGGCAACUUCGCGCCCGUCGGCGAGCAGCCGCCCGUGCGCGCGCUCCCCGUGUCCGGUCGCAUCCCGCCCUUCAUCAACGGCGUCUACGCGCGCAACGGCGCCAACCCCUGCUUCGAGCCCACCGCCGGGCACCACCUCUUCGACGGCGACGGCAUGGUGCACGCGGUGCGCAUCCGCAACGGCGCCGCCGAGACGUACGCGUGCCGGUUCACCGAGACGGCGCGCCUCCGGCAGGAGCGCGCGCUGGGGAGGGCGGUCUUCCCCAAGGCCAUCGGCGAGCUCCACGGCCACUCCGGGAUCGCGCGCCUCGCCCUGUUCUACGCGCGCGGCCUCUGCGGCCUCGUCGACCCCUCGCACGGCACCGGCGUCGCCAACGCCGGACUCGUCUACUUCAACGGACGCCUCCUCGCCAUGUCUGAGGACGACCUCCCGUACCAGGUACGCGUCACCGACGACGGCGACCUCGAGACCGUGGGACGCUACGACUUCGACGGCCAGCUCGGGUGCGCCAUGAUCGCGCACCCCAAGCUGGACCCGGCCUCCGGCGAGCUCUUCGCGCUCAGCUACGACGUGAUCAAGAAGCCGUACCUCAAGUACUUCUACUUCCGGCCCGACGGCACCAAGUCCGACGACGUGGAGAUCCCGCUCGAGCAGCCGACCAUGAUCCACGACUUCGCCAUCACCGAGAACCACGUCGUUGUGCCCGACCACCAGGUGGUGUUCAAGCUCGGCGAGAUGUUCCGCGGCGGCUCCCCCGUGGUGCUCGACAAGGAGAAGACCUCCCGCUUCGGCGUGCUGCCCAAGUACGCCACCGACGCGUCGGAGAUGGUGUGGGUGGACGUGCCGGACUGCUUCUGCUUCCACCUCUGGAACGCGUGGGAGGAGCCGGAGACCGACGAGGUGGUGGUGGUGGGCUCCUGCAUGACCCCCGCCGACUCCAUCUUCAACGACUCCGACGACCGCCUCGAGAGCGUGCUCACGGAGAUCCGCCUCAACACCCGCACCGGCGCCUCCACGCGCCGCGCCGUGCUGCCGCCGACCAGCCAGGUGAACCUGGAGGUGGGCAUGGUGAACCGCAACAUGCUGGGGCGGAAGACCCGGUACGCGUACCUCGCCGUCGCCGAGCCGUGGCCCAAGGUGUCCGGGUUCGCCAAGGUGGACCUGGCCACCGGCGAGCUCACCAGGUUCGAGUACGGCGAGGGCCGGUUCGGCGGCGAGCCCUGCUUCGUGCCCACCGAGGGCGCGCCGGCGCGCGGCGAGGACGACGGGUACAUCCUGUCCCUGGUCCGCGACGAGCGCGCCGGCACGUCGGAGCUCCUCGUGGUGAACGCCGCCGACAUGCGGCUGGAGGCCACGGUCCAGCUCCCCUCCCGUGUCCCCUACGGCUUCCACGGCACCUUCAUCGGCGCCCGGGAGCUGGAGGCCCAGGCCUGAGCCUCUCGACUGACAACCAUGGUUCCUUGAUUGAUUCCUUGGUUCUUUGCACCACCUCUCCGGCCGAUCCAUGGCCGCUCCUCCUCUGCUCUCCUCUCCUGGCUUCUUGGAGCUGGAAGAAGCAGGGGAGGCAGGACGGCGAAGCAGGGGAGGAGGAAAUUGGAGGGAAAUGGCUUUACCAGAGGGAGCCUGAGCCGUACAUAGGAGGUCCCCGGAGCCUUGUCCCCAUCCAUUGCACACAGUUACUGCAUACAGUUACUAGCGGUUACUCUUCUUUUUUUUUCCAUGUUUUUACAUGGUUUAAUCUUAUCACACUAGUGAUGACAGUCCUUAGAGAGAGAGUGGAGGGGCCACAGGCUGCAGCUUGCAGGUCAGCUGAGCUCAGCUGGUCUCUGUUUUCACCUCCUGCUACUAGUGUAGUGAGUGUUGGAGGUGGUAGUAGCUAGUAAUUAGCCUAGUAAAUAGUGAUAUAGUAGAUUAGUAGGCCUCAUCAGGCUGCCUCAGCAGCUGCUCUGUUCAGUUCCUGUGUGUUGCAGGCUCCACUGCCUGCUUAUUGCUAGUAGAUGAAUUGGACCACCCAGUUGCUGCAACUGAGGUGCUAUUGUUCACCCA